Molecule: messenger RNA, 2235 nt
Organism: Trichomonas vaginalis G3
Lineage: Eukaryota; Parabasalia; Trichomonadida; Trichomonadidae
Product: cyclin-dependent kinase inhibitor 2C-related family
Exons: 1
Coding region: 1-2235 (744 amino acids)
Biological process (GO): positive regulation of transcription by RNA polymerase II
Cellular component (GO): nucleus
Molecular function (GO): protein binding; transcription cis-regulatory region binding
Source: RefSeq, a predicted model, not a curated record
AUGUUUUACACAUUUAAAUUCUCUCCAUUUCAACAAUUAUCAUUACUUGAAGCUUGUUGUUAUUUUGGAUCUGUUAACAUUUUCUUUUUCCUCAUUUCAAACGCUGAAUGUAUAAUCACUCAAGAAUGUCUUCGAAAUGCCAUUAUUGGAGGGAACACUGACAUUAUAAAUGAAUGCAUGAAGAAAAAUCAAAUAGAUAAAUAUUGCGUGAAUUCAAGUCUUAUUUCACAUAACAAUCAAUUCUUUGAAUACAUUCUAGAAAAUGUUAUGUUUACCUCUAAUUUUAAAGUUGAAUCAACAUACUGUAGUGACGAUGAUUACUCUGAUCAUUUUGAUUUUGAAGAUUAUUUUGAUCAUGAAUGUAUCAUUGAAUCACAAAAUUUAAAUGCAGUAUUUCUUCUGUACAUGAAAGAUAAAAAUUUAAUUUUUCCAUGGUGUGCUGCAUUUCCUCAGUUACUUGAUAUCAUCAAGAAGGAAUCUAUGAAUAAUUCUUAUCUAGUUUUAAAUUUACAAUUUCUUCAUUAUGCAAUAGAAAAUGCAAGUAUUGAAACUGUAAAGUUUGUAAUUUCACAAAAUGAAGGUAAAAUCCCAGAAUACAUAAAUCUUGAUUCACUUCUGUUAUAUGCAGCAAAAAAAGAUAGUAAAGAAAUUGCAGAAUUUCUUCUUUCUCAUGGUGCAGAUAAAGAUGCUGACAGUGAUGAAGAAACUCCCCUUUAUGUAGCAUUAAUUAAUAAUAGUUUCGAGACUGCCGAGUUUCUUAUCUCAAAUGGUGCAAAUGUCAACAUUUGGAUAGAUGAGAGAACUGCUCUUAAUUAUGCUUUAUACAAAAAUGCCAAAGAAAUUGCUAAACUUAUUGUUUUGCAUGGUGCAGAUAUCAACAUUAUAGAUAAAUUUGGGGAAACAGCUCUUCAUUAUGCAGCAGCAAAAUAUAAUGAUAAAGAAAUUUUGGAAUUUCUUAUUUCACAUGGUGCAGAUAUCAACAUUAUAGAUAAAUUUGGGAAAACAGCUCUUCAUUAUGCAGCAGCAAAAUGUAAUGAUAAAGAAAUUUUGGAAUUUCUUAUUUCACAUGGUGCAGAUAUCAACAUUAUAGAUAAAUUUGGGAAAACAGCUCUUCAUUAUGCAGCAGCAGAAUUUAAUGAUAAAGAAAUUUUGGAAUUUCUUAUUUCACAUGGUGCAGAUAUCAACAUUCAAGAUAUAAAAGGGAAAACGGUUCUUCAUCAUGCAGCAGAAACAUAUGACAAUAAAGAAAUGUUUGAAUUUCUUAUUUCACAUGGUGCAGAUAUCAACAUGAAAGAUAAAUGUGGGAAAACAGCUCUUCAUUGUGCAGUAUUCAAUCAGAAUUCUAAAGCAAUGUCUGAAGUUCUUAUUUCACAUGGUGCAAAAAUUAAUGAAAAAGACGAAAAUGGAAAAACUCCACUUCAUUAUGCAGCAGAAACAUAUGACAAUAAAGAAAUGUUUGAAUUUCUUAUUUCACAUGGUGCAGAUAUCAACAUGAAAGAUGAAUAUGGAAAAACUCCACUUCAUUAUGCAGCAGCAAAAUGUAAUGAUAAAGAAAUUUUGGAAUUUCUUAUUUCACAUGGUGCAGAUAUCAACAUUAUAGAUAAAUUUGGGAAAACAGCUCUUCAUUAUGCAGCAGCAGAAUUUAAUGAUAAAGAAAUUUUGGAAUUUCUUAUUUCACAUGGUGCAGAUAUCAACAUUAUAGAUAAAUUUGGGAAAACAGCUCUUCAUUAUGCAGCAGCAGAAUUUAAUGAUAAAGAAAUUUUGGAAUUUCUUAUUUCACAUGGUGCAGAUAUCAACAUUAUAGAUAAAUUUGGGAAAACAGCUCUUCAUUAUGCAGCAGCAAAAUGUAAUGAUAAAGAAAUUUUGGAAUUUCUUAUUUCACAUGGUGCAGAUAUCAACAUUAUAGAUAAAUAUGGGAAAACAGCUCUUCAUUGUGCAGUAUUCAAUCAGAAUUCUAAAGCAAUGUCUGAAGUUCUUAUUUCACAUGGUGCAAAAAUUAAUGAAAAAGACGAAAAUGGAAAAACUCCACUUCAUUAUGCAGCAGAAUAUAAUCGUUUAGAAACAGUAAUGCUUCUAUUUAUUAAUGGUGCAGAUAUAAAUGCAAAAGAUAAAAAAGCAAAAACUCCUCUUGAUUAUGCAAUCCAAAGAAAAAGGCAUAAUGUCAUCAACGUCCUUGAAAGCGUGGCGAAUAUUGAAUAUGAAUAUGAAUAUGAAUAUGAAGAAUAUGAAGAAUAA